AUGGGAACUGACUGCAACAGCCGCUCGGCAUCAUGGGAACUGACCGUCAGUCUGCAACAACAGCCGCUCGGCAUCAUGGGAACUGACUGCAACAGCCGCUCGGCAUCAUGGGAACUGACCGUCAGUCUGCAACAACAGCCGCUCGGCAUCAUGGGAACUGACUGCAACAGCCGCUCGGCAUCAUGGGAACUGACCGUCAGUCUGCAACAACAGCCGCUCGGCAUCAUGGGAACUGACUGCAACAGCCGCUCGGCAUCAUGGGAACUGACUGCAACAGCCGCUCGGCAUCAUGGGAACUGA
This is a messenger RNA of Knipowitschia caucasica, 300 nucleotides long. Lineage: Eukaryota; Metazoa; Chordata; Actinopteri; Gobiiformes; Gobiidae. The record is from the annotation of a GenBank genome assembly.